GACAACGAUUCAAAAUUUAAACUUGGUGCCCUCAACUUUUAUGUUCUCAAUGGGUUUAGAUUUUAAUAUUUCUUGAAAUUCAGUGAUUUUUCACAUAUAAAUCUCUAUACUCAAUACAAAAAGGCCAGAUUCGAACUGUUGAUUAUAUAUUGCAUCCACCUCUCUCUAGCAACGUUGGAUCAAUUGGCAAUAGCAUGCCGGCAUUGGCCCUGAGUGUGUACAAUGUUUGGUAGUUCAAGUGCCAAAGGAGGAAUUUCCUCACUCCUGAGAAGCAGGAGAGUACCCAAGGCCAAGAAGCGAACACUUGUGGUCGGUCUCAAAUCCGACAAUAGCAGCAGAGAAAUGCUGCUUCGUUUGCUCACUUCAGUGGUAAUGCCCGGAGACUAUGUUCUGGCUGUUCAUGUACAACAACCUAAUGAUAUUUUUGAUCCAAAUACUUUUCACAGGCAUGAGGAUAUCUGCAAAUCCAAGCAGGUGGAUUUUCACAUCAAGGUUUGUGUAGGAGAGUCGUAUAUAAGUGAGCUGAGUAAUCAAGUACGUAUAAACUUUGCCACAAUGCUUGCCGUUGGAUGCAGCAGCCCCUGUGAUAAGAUUGUUGGCAAACUUUUGAAAGAAUUGCCUCCUACUUGCUUACUUCUUGUAAUGGAUAAGGGAGGAAAAGUCCUACUCCAGAAGCCGGGGACUUCACAAGAAGGCGCUCCAAUUAAAGUUCUACAUUCAUCUGAGCCCUCAUUGUCAGCUUCCAGCGGCUCUACAGAGUCGAGAAAUAAGUAUCUGAUUCAAAAAUCUUUGUCAAUGCCGUGUUCCUCAACAUCAACGUCAUCACAGCCGACUGAAAAUGCAACUUUUCCUAGGACCAGGAAGUAUUUGCAGCACAAAAAUACUGCAGCUAAGAAUCUGUUUCAGAGGUUAGCUUAUUUAGAGAUGAUUUGCUGCACCAGACGCUUCACAAUUGAUGAACUUAGAUGUGCAACAGAUAACUUCAGUCCCAAUCUGUUGACUGGAGAGGGUGGUCAUAGUAGAGUCUAUCGAGCCAAUCUCGACAACGGGCAGGUUGCAGCAGUGAAAGUCCUUAAAAACACACAAUAUUCCGAAGAUGAUCUGUUCGGGGAAGUUGAAAUAUUGAGCAAUCUGAAACACGAGAACAUAAUUCAGCUUGUCGGUUACUGUUACAGUAAGGAUAUGGAAGCAAUCGUGUAUAAUCUACUGAAGGACAGUUUAAAGCAAAGGCUAAAACAGCUUAAUUGGAACACAAGGAUGCAAGUUGCUAUAGGAGUGGCAAGGGGAUUAGAAUACCUCCAUUCUCAAACCCCUCCCAUCAUUCACAGAGAUGUGAAAUCAUCAAACAUUCUCUUAUCUGGCGAUUGCCACCCACAACUAUCAGAUUUUGGAGCAGCAAUAGUACACCAGCAAACUCAGCAAGAUUCAGCUUUUGUGAAACCAGUUCACGUUGUUGGGACAUUUGGAUACCUGGCGCCUGAGUACAUUAUGUAUGGCAAAGUUGAUGAAAAGAUAGAUGUAUACUCUUACGGGGUAGUCCUGUUGGAAUUGAUCACAGGGAAAGAGGCCAUCCAAACAGACCUGGAAUCUCAUCAUGAAAGCUUAGUGCUGUGGGCGAGGUCUAUACUCAGUUGUGGUCUUUGUGAUCUUCUUGUUGAUCCUGACUUAAGUGGGAACUACAACAAAGAUGAGAUGAAAACAAUGAUACUUGCAGCACGGCUCUGCCUCUUGCAUUCAUCUUCAAGGAGGCCAACAAUGAAAACAAUUCUGCGUUUAUUUGAGGAGCCAGAGCACUGGUUAGAACUGCAGAGAAAGAGAGAAGAGCUUCUGGAUGGAAUUGGUUUGAAAGAUGAAAGUUGCUUGUGCAGAUGCUACGCAUCAGAUUCUGAUGAGACCAUGUUGAUAGAGGAUAGCUAAUCACAUAUUCUUGAGUUUCCCAUGAUAUAUUGGAAUGUCUAUACUGUGUUUUUGUUGUUCGCCAAUACCACGAUUCGCUCUCAACCCGGUCACUAAAUAUAAAGAAAGAAAAGAGAAUUAAAUAAACCAUUUCUCUAGGAGAUUGUAUUCUAUGUCAAAGUGAUAUUUGAGUACCAAUGGAAAUGUCAUUAUGCUGUCAAA
This is a messenger RNA of Nicotiana attenuata, 2118 nucleotides long. Its product is annotated as serine/threonine-protein kinase CDL1-like. The coding region runs from base 223 to 1917 and encodes 564 amino acids. Gene Ontology annotation, molecular function: protein kinase activity; ATP binding. The record is from RefSeq and is a predicted model, not a curated record. The transcript has 6 exons. Gene Ontology annotation, biological process: protein phosphorylation. NCBI's taxonomy places the organism in Eukaryota, Viridiplantae, Streptophyta, Magnoliopsida, Solanales, Solanaceae.